AUGGAUUCUCUCUUCCUCUUCUUCGUCAUCCUCUGCAUCGCCAAGCUCUCGCCUUGCUUCUCCUCCCAUGUGUCCCUCUCUGUCUCUCCGAAGAACCUCUCCAGAUCCGGCGACAAGGUCUGGAUCCAAUGGUCGGGGGUGGAGAGCCCCUCCGAUCUCGACUGGCUCGGCAUCUAUUCGCCGCCCGAUUCAACCCACGAUAACUUCAUCGGAUACGUCUUCCUCUCCUCCGCCGAAGGAUGGAAGACGGGAGCCGGCGCGGUGGAGCUCCCCCUGGUCAACCUCCGGUCAAAUUACGCGUUCCGGAUCUUCCGCUGGACCCGCGACGAGGUGGACAACAAGCACCACGAUCACGAUCAGAACCCCCUCCCGGGGACGAGGCAUCUUCUGGUGGUUUCGGAAGAGGUCGGAUUCGCUUCCCCCAUGGCGCCCGAGCAGAUUCAUCUGUCGUUCACCGAUCGCGAGGACGAGAUGCGGGUGCUGUUCAUCACCGGGGACGGCGCGGAGAGUUUUGUGAAUUACGGAGAGGAGGGGCGCAUGGAUGGGAUGGUGAAGACGGAGGUGACGAGGUACAGUCGGUCGGACAUGUGCGAUGCGCCGGCGAAUACCAGCGUUGCGUGGCGGGAUCCUGGUUUCAUCCACGACGGCGUCAUGCGGAAUUUAAAGAUGGGAAGGAGAUAUUAUUACCGGGUAACCUAAUCAUCCUCGAGUUUCUCUGAAUCAUUUCUUUCGUGAAAUCUGAAUCAUUACUUGUUCCAGAGCUGAAUAUUGGGUGCAGGAUUGCUCAUUCUGGAUGUGUUCGGGUGCUCCAUGUUUGAAUAAUCUCACAAUAAUCUCACAUUAGUUGAGAGAAAAAUAAACUGGUGGUUGAUUCUAUAGAUCGAUUUUUGGUUCAUUGACUCGAUUUUUUCACACCCACAAUCUGUUGAUUAUUCAUUUAGUAUUUUAUAUUUCCCUGAAUUGGUCCAUAUCAUCUGAUUAUGUGUUAUUCCGGGUUUAAGCUCCCCUGAUCCAGGAUUUGUCCUAAUCCGAGAACAAACAUUAUUUUCACUACUUAUUUUCAACCCGGUUGCAGUCUUGGUGUAUCAUGUAUGUCCAGGAAGAGCACAGCAGUCUUCUUUUUUUUUCAUUUUCUUUUUUCCACGAACCCUCCACGUGGUUUUUUGUUGGGGUUUUAUUUGCAAAGCUUAUCUCUGGAAAGAACCAGCUGCAUCAAGUAAUAUAUCGAUCACCUUCUCACGAUAAUGAUAAGGUAGAUGACUCUCAGGGACCGUUGAAGCUAGGUGAAAUGCGAAAUUAUUUAAGGAGAUGGGAGCCAAUAAGACCUGCUUCUGUGGCAGUGUGCCACCAACAGGGAAUUCACAUCGAAGGGAAGCCCCUGCAAUGAAAUUAGAUGAUUGGACUAACUUUUUUCCAAAAUAUAGGAGACUUUGAAGAUUUUACCUGUCCUUCUUUAAAUAACAAUCGCCAGAUGCAUAUAUAUGUAAUUAUUUAUUUAAUUUUUUGAUUCACAGGCAGAGUAUUAUGUUUCUAGAUAACUUUUGAGAGCACUAAUUACUGUUUUUAGAGUUUCAUAAAAGAUAACAAGUUGAAACUAUGUUCUUCUCUUCAUCUCGGGUCAUUCAUUCCAUUUUAUCAACCAGAUACACACCGAUCUCUGUUCUGUCCCAUCAGCAUCAGGCUGAACCUUCUUAUAUUCCUUUGAGAUAUCAUUUCAGUUUGCGUGAAACAACUGUUUCUUUGAAGGUGGGCAGCGACUCAAAGGGCUGGAGCUCCAUUAAAAACUUCACCUCCAGAGAUAACAACGCAGAUGAGACGAUUGCAUUCCUAUUCGGGGACAUGGGCGCUUGGGCUCCCUACGCAACUUUCCGCCGCCUGCAAGAAGAGAGCAAGACGACAGUCAAGUGGAUCCUUCGGGACAUCGAAGCCCUCGGUAACAAGCCUGCCUUCGUCUCCCACAUCGGCGACAUCAGCUACGCUAGGGGGUACUCCUGGAUAUGGGACGAGUUCUUCAACCAGAUUGAACCCAUCGCAUCACAGGUCCCCUACCAUGUCUGCAUUGGAAACCACGAGUAUGACUGGCCUCUUCAGCCCUGGAAGCCCUCUUGGUCUUCUGCUUCAUAUGGGAAAGACGGCGGCGGUGAGUGUGGGGUGCCUUACAGCCUCAAGUUUAGAAUGCCAGGCAACUCCUCUCUGCCCACAGGAGCAGGCGCAGUGGAUACAAAGAAUCUCUACUACUCCUUUGAUUCAGGGCCAGUUCAUUUUCUAUACAUAUCGACAGAGACCAACUUUCUUCCCGGCAGCGACCAGCACAACUUCAUAAAGCAUGACUUGGAGGGCCUCGACAGGGGGAAGACCCCCUUCGUGGUGGUACAAGGCCACCGCCCCAUGUACACCACAAGCAAUGAAGUUAGGGACGCCCCACUGAGGCAGAAGUUCCAGGAGAGCUUGGAGCCAUUGCUGGUGGAGAACAACGUGACCCUGGCACUGUGGGGGCACGUCCACAGGUACGAGAGGUUCUGCCCCAUGAAGAACUUCAAAUGUGUUGACGGCCCUGCAGGGAUCCGCUCAGGGGGCGCCCCGGUGCAUGUGGUGAUAGGGAUGGCUGGGCAGGACUGGCAGCCAGUCUGGGAGCCAAGGGCCAACCACCCCGAUGAGCCCAUCUUUCCUCAGCCUGAGCAGUCAAUGUACCGUGGCGGCGAGUUCGGCUACACCAGGCUCACUGCAACGAAGGAGAAGCUCACCCUUACAUAUGUGGGGAACCAUGACGGGGAGGUACACGACACCCUGGAGAUUCUCUCAGGUUACGGUGCCCAAGAACAUGGGGAUAAUGAUCGAGGGGAGGUGGUGGUUCUUGGGUCCCCCUUGUCUUGGUAUGUUAAAGGGGCCAGUGUUCUGCUGCUGGGCGGUUUUGUGGGCUAUGUUCUUGGAUUUGUCUCCCGUUGUAGGAGAGAGGCUGCAGGAGGGAACAGCUGGACUCCUGUGAAGAGCGAAGAAGUGUGA
Spirodela intermedia is the source of this 3003-nucleotide messenger RNA. Lineage: Eukaryota; Viridiplantae; Streptophyta; Magnoliopsida; Alismatales; Araceae. The record is from the annotation of a GenBank genome assembly.